UUGUUAUGUUUUUGGUAUAUAAAAAUUUUCCUCAGCUUAGUGAGGAAGAAAGGGUGAAUAUGAAGGUUCCAAGAGAUAUGGAUGACGCCAAGGCUCUAGGAAAAGUUCUCUCCAAAUAUAAGGACACCUUUUAUGUACAAGUAUUGGUUGCUUAUUUUGCUACCUAUAUUUUUUUGCAAACGUUUGCUAUCCCAGGUUCCAUAUUCCUCAGUAUUCUCUCCGGGUUUCUUUAUCCCUUCCCACUAGCCUUAUUCCUUGUUUGUUUGUGCUCUGGACUUGGUGCCUCAUUCUGCUACAUGCUCUCCUACUUGGUUGGAAGGCCUGUUGUAUACAAAUACCUAACAGACAAGGCAAUGAAAUGGUCGCAGCAGGUAGAGCGUCAUAGAGAGCAUCUUAUUAACUACAUUAUAUUUUUGAGAAUCACACCAUUUCUGCCUAAUUGGUUUAUUAAUAUUACAUCUCCUGUGAUAAAUGUACCAUUGAAAGUGUUUUUUAUUGGCACUUUUCUAGGUGUUGCACCUCCCUCUUUUGUAGCAAUCAAGGCAGGAACAACUCUGUAUCAGCUUACAACAGCAGGGGAAGCUGUUUCCUGGAACUCGGUAUUUAUUCUGAUGAUUUUGGCUCUUCUUUCUAUUCUGCCAGCCAUCUUCCAAAAAAAACUAAAGCAGAAGUUUGAGUGAAAAAUCAUGGCUUUUCGUUUACCACCACCAUCACUCCUGCCACCACCAUCUCAGGAUUACAAGGUGUAUUUAUUUCAUGUUUGGAAGUCACCUCUUCAGUAACUGAAAGAAGGGUUUGUAAAGUAAAAUAUCCUAUGAGAUAUAAUGCACAUAUGUGGCAAGGGAGAGCAGAAGUUGGUAUGCUAUGAGAAGUGCUGCCGUCUACAUCUGACCUGUGAGAGAUAGCUUACACACACUGUUCCAGGAUUGGCUCUGAGACAUCAUUCAUAAUGGCUUGGUUUGGAAUUCUUACUUUGAAUGAUUCAUUUAAAGUGCUUUUCUCUUUUAGGUCUGACUAAUGACUAAAAUAGUAAAUUCAGGUACAGUGGAAUAUGUUUAUAACCCCAGCUGCUCAGGAGACUGUGGCCAGAGUAUUGCUAGUUUGUGAAUGUCACAAGACACCCUGUAUUAAAGUAAAAUAAGGAACAGUGAAAUAAAAUAAAAUAAAAAUUCAGAGCACAAACCGAAUACUUGAAGCAAAAAUGAGUUUUUCAUUUUCUUUUUCUUUCUUUCUUUCUUUCUUUCUUUUUUUUUUUUUUUUGGUUUUUCGAGACAGAGUUUCUCUGUAUAGACCAGGCUGGCCUCGAACUCAGAAAUCCACCUGCCUCUGCCUACCAAGUGCUGGGAUUAAAGGCAUGCGCCAGAGUUUUUCAUUUUCUUUCUCUUUUCAGACAGCACUUUCCAUAGGCCAGUAAAUGUAGCAAGGAUGGGUUAUUUAAGUUUUUCUAAGAAAUUUGUAUCAUGGAUUAGUCUGAUAAUUUGAAUUCUGGCCAGUCUGUUUCAUCCUUUUUUUUCUAGGCUUUACAGUAUUUCCACCAUGCAUAUAGAAAAGGAGAAUUAUAUAUCUGUAUCAUAUUGGUGUUGAUAAUGUAUAUUAAGAUAAUGAUAUUUUGUUACAGUGUCUUUAUUAUCUCAAAGGGGGUUCUAAAAGUAAAUACUCGAAGCAUAUACUUUUUAGACAUUAAUUAUUUUAUACUGGAACAACUGACAGUAGGACAUUGGUGAUUAAAUCUAGUUUAUGUGUUCCAAUGACUGUAAAAUUUGCCUCAUAGUUUUGUUUGCUCAUUAAAGAAUAUAUUGUAAUUAUCUUUCAUGCAUGAUACGUCUGCAAUUGCUUUGUUGCCUUUCCUGAUGAUCUUUGGGGCAGCACCUGAUUAGUACACUUUCCUAACUGUAAAGCUUCUACUCUUUCACCUUGACAUGUGAUUAGUGUCUCCACCAUUCUUGGAAGAGACUCCUGUUGGCUGCUUAGGUAUGUCUCUUGUUCCUUGCCAGGACAGAACCGUCUAAAGCAAUAAAAUCCCAGUUGGUAUGCUGAACAACUGCUUUAGUGGAAUGGGAAGUCCUUGUGUUUUUAUUCUUCAAAGUCUGAUCAUCUCAAAGCCUGUUUCUCCUGCAAAAUGUGGAGUAAUUCUUUUCUGUCACAGUAUUAACAUGUGGAAAUGUUACAAAUACAAGGAGGAUAAUACUGAUCAA
Arvicanthis niloticus (Nile rat) is the source of this 2195-nucleotide messenger RNA. RefSeq names its product transmembrane protein 41B (gene Tmem41b). The record is from RefSeq and is a predicted model, not a curated record. Gene Ontology annotation, cellular component: endoplasmic reticulum membrane. Gene Ontology annotation, biological process: autophagosome assembly. NCBI's taxonomy places the organism in Eukaryota, Metazoa, Chordata, Mammalia, Rodentia, Muridae.